Messenger RNA from Archocentrus centrarchus (flier cichlid), 2027 nucleotides. RefSeq names its product transcription elongation regulator 1-like protein. NCBI's taxonomy places the organism in Eukaryota, Metazoa, Chordata, Actinopteri, Cichliformes, Cichlidae. Bases 1 to 1104 code for a protein of 367 amino acids. Gene Ontology annotation, molecular function: transcription coregulator activity; RNA polymerase binding. The record is from RefSeq and is a predicted model, not a curated record. The transcript is spliced from 11 exons. Gene Ontology annotation, cellular component: nucleus.
AUGAUCAGCUGUGAGAGAAUAUCGACUCCACCCAUACAGCAGUGUGUUUUUGGACCUGUCCAUCCCUCUCAGCUCUGCAUUGACAGGUGUCCUGUGUUACCUCUCCAGGUGAUCAAAGAAGUUCAACCUUUUUUUUCUUCACGGUUUUCUUCCAAAUUCGCAUUUCUGACAAACUACAGACACAGGAAACGAGGGCUGGAUGGAAGAAAGCUUUCUUAUCAAGGAGCGUUACUGCUGAGGACAAAGAGGCCAUCUCAAGACAAACAGUGUGUCAGUGUGUCUGUACACAAAGGAGAAGAGGAUGGUGAUGAAGAGGAGGAGGAGGAGGGAAAAGAAGGAGGAAGAAAAGAAGACAAGCGCCCCGUCGCCUCGACGCCUGUCCCUGGGUCUCCAUGGUGUGUAGUGUGGACUGGAGAUGAUCGAGUGUUUUUCUUCAAUCCCACAAUCCACCUUUCUGUGUGGGAGAGACCGGGAGAGCUGAUUGAUCGAGACAUAAGUCACAUCAUUGAGGACCCGCCCCACAAGAGAAAGAAGACCUCACCUUCAGACAGCAACUCUAGCUGCCAGUCAUCUGGUCUCCAUGACAAUGAUGAUAAUCGGGAUGAUGACCUUAAACACAAUGCUAAAAGGAACAGAACAGAGGAGACGAUGUCUCUCGUCCCUCAUCCAGGAGAGGUUAAGCUCCUCCCACUGGAACUCCGGAUUGCUCACUUCAAGGAAAUGAUGCUGGAGAGAGGGGUGUCCGCGUUCUCCAACUGGGAGAAGGAGCUUCAUAAGAUGGUAUUUGAUCCUCGAUACCUACUGCUGACAUCAGAGCAAAGGAAACAGGUGUUUGAUCAGUUUGUGAAGAGCAGGGUGAAGGAUGAGUACAAAGAGAAGAGGAGUAAACUGCAGAAAGCCAGAGAAGAGUUCAAACAGCUGCUGGAGGAGGCAAAGAUCACCAGCAGAACAACUUUUAAGGAGUUCUGUGCUCGUUACCGUGAUGACCAGCGAUUCAACACCCUCAGCAGAAAGAAGGAACAGGAAGUACUCUUCAGCCAUUACAUCACAGCCUUAAAGAAACGAGAGAAAGAGAACAGAACCAGACUGAGGAAGAUGAGAUGAGAACAAUUCUGAAAACAGAACCUUACGAACCAUCUACAACCUUUACAGAACCCAUCCAAAUCCUUCCAAACCUUCAUAAAACCUUCCAGGGCCUCCUGUUUCACCACACUCAUGAAUCCUGGUUUCAGACUCUCCUGUUUUGUUUGAGAAAGUGAACCGGGACCAGAACCAUCACACUCUCAGUGGUUCUGUUGGACAACUAGAAUGGGACCAGAUCCAUCAUUCUGAGUAGAUUCUGCUGGUUCUAGACUUUGUUUUGUAGAUUGUCAGGUCAGUCUGGACCUGAACCAACAUCAGACUGGUGUCUGUGAUGAACUUCAAUCAUCUGGACUCGUAAUCUCAAUUGGUCCUAAUUGGACAGAAACAGAAACUAGAGCACAAAAAACCCUGUUCAUCUAUCUGUUCCUUUGCCACUCAAACAAGACCAUUGAAUCAAUCAAACUUUAUUAGCACUGCAGCUUCCUAGACUUAAAAACAGUAAAGUAGAUCAAAGACCACGAAUAAAGAGAUGAGUGAAAACACAUUUUAAACCAACCAACCAAACUCUGAUUAACACCAAAACAAGGCAGUUCCACACCAGAACUUCAUAGGUUCUGCACCUCCAUUGAGCUUGGUCAGCAUUGGUCUGGUAGCUUUUGUGUCAUCUGAUAAACACUAUGAGAACAUUAGUUCAUUGGAGGCUCUGCCUCCUCUGUGAAGAUAAGCAAGAAUAUUAAAAAUAUGGGAUUAUGGUGAGCAGAAACCUUCUGACCUCUCACAUCUAAAAUUAAAAAUUAUAUAAUACAAUAACAGCAGGUCUUAGACAGUGACUUUACAGUAACUUCUUUAGUCCAGGUCUAGAUGUUUCCAUCCAGAUAAAUGAAGUGCUCCCAAUCACCAGUGGCAAACUUACCAACAAGAGGAGGGGCAGACCAGGAACAAGA